UGAUCGUAUGGAGUGGAAUUAUGUUUCGGAUGUCUUGGAUAAAAUGGGUUUCUCAACACAGUGGACGAGUGUGAUCAUGCACUGUAUUACUUCAGUCAGCUAUCAUAUUGUUCAUGAUGGGAAGGAAUUGGGUCCAAUUAUGCCUACACGAGGAUUGCGGCAAGGAGAUUCCUUGUCCCCAUAUAUAUUUAUCUUGUGUACUGAGGGACUUUCACAGCUUAUAUCGCACAAGGUGGCUAGUUCGGCUUUACAUGGUUGUCGGGUGGCUAGGAGAUGCCCUGAGAUAACUCAUCUCUUCUUUGCCGAUGAUAGCUUGAUUUUCUUCCAUAGCACUGCUGCUGAAGCUCAGGUUGUGAAGGAGGUGGUUUCUACUUAUGCACAGGCAUCUGGGCAGCUCAUAAAUUUCACUAAAUCUGCCAUAUGCUUCUCUAAGAACACGAGACAGAAUGAUCGGGCUGGUGUGUGCUCUGUGUUAGGCGUGGAAGAGCAUUCAAGUUUGGGCAAAUAUUUGGGUCUUCCAUCAGUGGUGGGCAUAAACAAAAGGGAAAUAUUUGGUUUUUUAAAGGACAAGGUGUGGCAGAAACUUAACUCCUGGAAACGUCGUUGCUUGUCUCGUGCAGGUAAAGAAAUCUUACUAAGAACAGUGCUCCAAGCACUUCCUAAUUAUGUGAUGAGCAUGUUCCUAAUCCCUAAAACUCUUUGUCACGACCUCCAACAGAUGAUGAAUAUGUUUUGGUGGGGUAAAGGUAUUAACCAUGAAAGGGGAAUCCAUUGGAUGAGUUGGGAUAGGAUGAGUCAACCAAAAUUUGUUGGAGGGUUGGGCUUCAAGAAGUUAAGGGAGUUCAACUUGGCUAUGGUUGGAAAGCAAGCUUGGAAUAUUGUGACUAAUCCUUCUUCUUUGGUGGCAAGGUUAAUUAAAGCUCGUUAUUUUCCUGAUGCUAAUUUUAUCACGGCUCGUCUGGGGUCUAAUCCGAGCUAUUUUUGGCGAAGCAUUUGGGAAGCACAAUCUGUUAUUAAGGCCGGUAUGUGUUGAAAAGUUGGAAAUGGACAGCAAAUUCAAGUCUGGGAAGAUCCUUGGAUCCCAAAUUUGCCUUCCUCCUAGGUGCAAACAUCGCAGCCUGUUAACUCACAGGUAAACUUUGUUCAUGAUUUGAUGAUUAAUGGUUUUUGGAAUUUGCCAUUGUUACGUUCAAUUUUUAGUAUGGAAGAGCAGCAGGCCAUACUGUCUAUUCCCCUCCCUCGAUUUGCUGCUAGUGACAGAUUGAUCUGGAAGUUGGAGCCAAAGGGUCAAUAUUCAGUUAAAUCAGUUUAUAAAUUCCUAACUAAUAUUGGGGAUGGAGUUGUGGGAGGUCAUAUUAGUGCGAUGUGGCGGAAAUUAUGGAACGUUAGGGCUCCUCCUAAGUGUCGCGACUUAGUGUGGAGGGCAGCCAAUAAUGCCAUACCAGUUUUGCAGCUGCUUCAACAGCGACAUGUUCCUGUGCAUAAUUCAUGUCCUUUAUGUAAUUCUGUUAGUGAAUCUGUGCUCCAUGUGCUGGUUACAUGCCCUUUUGCCAAGAGGGUAUGGCU
This is a messenger RNA of Manihot esculenta (cassava), 1566 nucleotides long. RefSeq lists its product as uncharacterized. NCBI's taxonomy places the organism in Eukaryota, Viridiplantae, Streptophyta, Magnoliopsida, Malpighiales, Euphorbiaceae. The record is from RefSeq and is a predicted model, not a curated record. The transcript has a single exon. The coding region runs from base 8 to 1033 and encodes 341 amino acids.